AAGCCCUUGGCUCUCCUCUAAGAAGAAAAGGAAACCCGUAAACCAAGUCACUCCACCGCCAGGCGGAGACGCCUGGAGAGGAGCCCGAGAGCCGCAGGACCCUAAAUCGCAGUGAGAUAUGCCCCGUAGAUCUGAGAAAACCUGUUGUUAUGCACACUAAAAGAUGAGUUCCAGAGAUAACAAGCAAUUUGGCCAACUCACAGUCUAGACUCCAAAUCUUUCCUACCUUCUUCCACCAUCACUCUGAGGUUGUUUCAGAUGUUGCACUCUACCUACCGAACUGCCUAGGAAACCUGGAAUAGAGAGGCAAGGAACCGCCAGGUACCCUGCAGACUUCAAAAGCCGGAUUUCACUAAAUUCAGAGAAUGACCCAAGACGGAAAGGAAAGCCCAAAGUAGGAACCACUUAGCGCUGCUCACGAUCCUACCCGGACUCAUUUUUUCCAGUUGACAGGAAGUGGAGGACUAUUCUAACCCCACUUGCCGGAAGUGCCUUUUCAGGAGUACUUGGCUGUUCUUGCAGCUCAGGUUUUCAUCUCUCCGCGCGACACUGGCAAAAUGAUGACAUUGACCAGUAUACAGGAAUUCCCAGAUUUGUGAUCAAGAAAUUAGUUCAUUGCCUUGGUUAGAGCGUCUUUUCCACAGUCAAGGUUGCGGGUUCCAUCCCAAGUCAGGGCACAUACAAUAAUGACAACAUGCUUCUGAUUCAGCGUGUCCACUUAGCUAUAAAAAUACAUUAAUCAGAACUGCCUGGCAUCUUCCUGAGCAAGACUUCAUUAGGUCCCAGUAUGCUUCACUUCAUCCGGAAGUUUUCUCAAGCAUCUUCAAAGAUGCUGAAGUACCCUUUCACAGUUGGACUAGGAGCCAGCAGGAGAAUAGAAACACUUUCUCUCAAGGCAUGUCUCCAGCAGAACUUUUCACCUUUGUUUCUAAGGCCUAGGCCUUCCUCAUCAUUUCCAGUGUGUAUGAGCAAGACACAAUACUAUCAUACUUCCCCAUGCAACUUUAAGAAGAAGCAGAAGGAAGAAGUGCUUCCAGCCAGGCCACCGAAAACUAUCACAUACCUGCCUGACAGCCCAAAGCCAGCAUUAUACAUCUCUCUGGCGGGACUAAUCCCUUUCCUUGCUCCACCACUGAUCAUGGUGAUGGUAAAGACUUAUAUCCCCGUAUUAGCUUUUACUCAGAUGGCUUAUGGAGCCAGUUUCCUAUCUUUCUUGGGAGGGAUCAGAUGGGGUUUUGUUCUGCCAGAAGGUAGCCCAGCCAAACCAGACUACCUAAAUUUAGCUAGUAGUACAGCUCCUGUCCUGUUUUCAUGGUUUGCCUUCCUUGUUUCUGAAAGGCUCAGUGAAGCUAUACUCACAGUAAUAAUAGGUUUGGGGAUAGCAUUACAUAAUGAACUUUUUCUUUUGCCAGAUUAUCCCAAUUGGUUCAAAGCCCUGAGGAUAGUAGUCACUUUAGUGGCCUUUUUAUCGUUUGUAAUCACUUUACUACUUAAAAAUAUUUAUCCAGAGAAAGGACCACAGAAACCUGGUCAAGGAGAAUAAACAUAAAACUACUCGAUAAAUGAUGUUAGCACGUUGGCUACAGCCUUGUAA
Messenger RNA from Myotis lucifugus (little brown bat), 1594 nucleotides. It is a transcript of the gene TMEM69, whose product is annotated as transmembrane protein 69. Lineage: Eukaryota; Metazoa; Chordata; Mammalia; Chiroptera; Vespertilionidae. The coding region runs from base 788 to 1543 and encodes 251 amino acids. The transcript has 5 exons. The record is from RefSeq and is a predicted model, not a curated record.